Molecule: messenger RNA, 1146 nt
Organism: Cajanus cajan (pigeon pea)
Lineage: Eukaryota; Viridiplantae; Streptophyta; Magnoliopsida; Fabales; Fabaceae
Source: RefSeq, a predicted model, not a curated record
AUGGAUCGGUUUAAUAAAGCAACUUUUGAAAUCCGAGACCUCAAUCCUGCUGUAGCGCUCCAUCACCUCACUACGGCCUUGAAACCCGGACCGUUUGUCAAUAGCAUUUGCAAAAAACCUCCUUCGGACAUGAAUGACCUACGGAGGAGAGCUGAUAAAUAUAUGCAGAUGGAAGAACUGGCUGAAUAUUGUAAUCAGGCUCGGGCCGAACCAGUAGCCAAAACCGAAAAGCAAACAGAGAAACCAUACAGGGGGCGAGGCAAGGAGCUAACUCUUCGGGAUCGACCUGCGCAGGGUCUGAAGUACUCCCACUAUACCCCACUAAAUGCAAGCCGAGCUGCAGUACUCGAGCAAGCGCGUCUAGCGGUUCCAAAGAGAGCAUCAACCCCCCCUAGGGCCGACACCAACAAGUCUUGUAGGUAUCAUCGCAAUCGGGGACAUUCUACUGAAGAGUGUGUCGCCCUGAAGGAUAGAAUUGAAGACCUCAUCAAGCAAGGACAACUCCAAAAUUUCAUCGAUCGGCCAAAUACAUCUCGGCAUCGCCCCUCGUACCAGUCUCAGCAGCGAGACCGAACUGAGCACUCAAAAAGACAUCGGCGUGAGCGCAGCAGAUCGCACGAUCGGAAAGAUGACCAACAAGUAUCGCAUAGGCGUGUGAUCAAUACUAUCGUCGGGGGCUUUGCUGGGGGAGGAUCAACUUCGUCGGCUCAAAAGAGACAUCUGCGAGCGGUUAGGUCGAUCAAUAGUGUCGAACAACGUCCAGGUCGGCGGAUGCCCGCUAUCACAUUUACCGACAAGGACUUUCAAGGGAUUGACCCGGUUCAAGAUGACCCUAUGGUCAUUAGUGUUGAGAUCCGUAAUUGCAUUGUGAAGAAAAUAUUGAUAGAUCAAGGCAAUUCGGCCAAUAUUCUAUACUGGAAUACCUUCAAACAACUUGGCAUCCCCGAGGAAGAGCUAACUCCUUAUAGUGAACCGCUUGUAGGUUUUGCAGGUGAGAGAGUCAACACGAGAGGAUUCAUCAAGCUCUCCACUUGGUUUUUCUUUGAUGAAAAGGAACAUCGAGACAUCCAGGUGAAAUACAUUGUUGUUCAAGCCAGCACAUCAUAUAACAUUCUACUGGGUCGGCCGUCGUUGAAUGCUUUGUGA